CUCCUAACCCGUAACCGCUCGACGAUAAACACCAUUUGCUCACACGUUUGUCGUGCAGGGAGAACGCAGGCGACGCCUGCAUCCGCAUGACCACCACCACCACCACCGCUAAAUGCCACUGCUAACCUCCCCUACUUCUUCCACGCCAACCACCGUCUCUUCUCCUCCUUCCUCUUCAUCUUCGACUCACGACAAGAGACACGCACACAAAUCCAUAUCAAUAGGACGGCAGCAGGUUGAUUAGUCUCGGCCAGUGUCUUUGCGCGCGCGCGAAGAAGCGAGCGAGCGAGCGAGCGAGCGAGCGACAAGUCGGAGCUCCAUCGACCGGCAUGGGGCAGGAGGAGGAGGCCGUGCUCAUGCCGGCGGCCGCCGUGGUCUUCUCGUGGGAGCCACUGGUAGUCAAGGCGGCGGAAGCCCGCCGCGACGUGGCGCCGGGGAGCCCGAAGAAGGCGCCGCAGCCACCGGCGCGCCGGCUCUCCGUGCCGCCGCCGCCGGGCCGGGCAGCGGUGCCCGCGCGGGCGGCGAGGAGCCUGUCGUCGAGGGCGCGCGCCGUCCGGCCGGAGGACGACCCCUUCCUGGCCGCGUACCUGGCGUGCACCAAGAGCAGCGGCAGGAGGUCCGGGAAGGACGGCGGCGGCGCGGCGAGGGAGGAUGCCAAGGGCCGGCGGCGGUUCACGUGGGCCGCCCUCGGGCUCUCCUGCAAGAGCUCCGCCGGCGCCGUGGAGCAGAGCAUGGUCAAGGUGGCCAAACGGCCGGAGCUGCAUCCUACUAGAGAUGCUUAAGCUUGAUCGGCCGGCCUGUUCGUCUUCUCUUCUCGUAGUCUUCUGCUCUUGAUAUAUUUUUUAAGGUUAUGUGUGAAGCUUGAAUUAGCGAGGUUCUUUUCUUUUAUGUAUGGCGAGGGAAGAACCAUCUGUGAAAAGAUACAUAUUUGCAGUCUCUCAUCUUCCUCUUAGUUUCAGACUUUCAGAUUAUGCGAGUUCAUCAUGUCUGUUAUGUGAAAAAUUGUAUCUUCCUUUUUUUUUCUUUUCUUUUGUCACGGACGGAUUACCAUAGCUUCUGACAGCGAAUGCAUCCGUUUGUGCUUGACUGAGUGCCAUCUUGAUAAAGACAGAGUUUGACUCAGACUUUUAACCGUUGAA
Molecule: messenger RNA, 1139 nt
Organism: Panicum virgatum (switchgrass)
Lineage: Eukaryota; Viridiplantae; Streptophyta; Magnoliopsida; Poales; Poaceae
Exons: 1
Coding region: 330-782 (150 amino acids)
Source: RefSeq, a predicted model, not a curated record